Schistocerca gregaria is the source of this 3659-nucleotide messenger RNA. Its product is annotated as glucose dehydrogenase [FAD, quinone]-like. The record is from RefSeq and is a predicted model, not a curated record. Gene Ontology annotation, molecular function: flavin adenine dinucleotide binding; oxidoreductase activity, acting on CH-OH group of donors. The transcript is spliced from 7 exons. Bases 95 to 1990 code for a protein of 631 amino acids. NCBI's taxonomy places the organism in Eukaryota, Metazoa, Arthropoda, Insecta, Orthoptera, Acrididae.
UGGACACCGCCAGCGCCAGCGCCACCGCCGCCGCCUCUGCAGCUCCAGCGGCCGUCCGGACCGCAGAAGACACAGACACAGGCAGAGGCAGAGCAUGUCGUGGGUGCCGCCGGAUCUGUCGGCGCUGUGCCGGCCGCACGCGACCGUCUCCACGUGCCUGCCGCCCGCCUACAUGUUCCUGGCCGCCGUCGCCUACAUGCUGGGCCGGAGCCCCGACGACCCGGCGCAGCACGGCCAGCCGCAGGCGCCGCCCUACUUCACGCAGUUCGCCGGGGGCGGCGGGGGCGGCAAGCAGCCCGAGGAGCGCUUCGACUUCAUCGUGGUGGGCGCCGGGUCGGCCGGCUGCGUGCUCGCCAACAGGCUGAGCGAGGUCAAGGACUGGCGGGUGCUGCUGCUGGAGGCGGGCGUGGAGGAGCCGGAGGUGGCGGAGGUGCCGGCGAUGGCGCCGCUGCUGCAGAACAGCAACCUGGACUGGCGCUACCGCACGCAGCCGGACGGGCGCGCGUGCAAAGCUCGCCGCGGGCGCUCCUGCGGCUGGGCGCGCGGCAAGGUGAUGGGCGGCUCCUCCGCCAUCAACUACAUGAUCUACGCGCGCGGUCACCCCAGGGACUACGACGAGUGGGAGCAGAAGGGCAACGACGGCUGGGGCUACCAGAGCGUGCUGCCGUACUUCAAGAAGUCCGAGGACAACGAGGACGCGGAGAUCGUGCAGAAGAGCCCGGGCUUCCACGGGCGCGGCGGCUACCAGACGGUGCAGUGGUUCCCGCACCAGGACGGGAACGUGGCGCCGCUGGUGGAGGCGUGGCGCCAGCUGGGCUUCGCCGUGACGGACGUGAACGGCGCGCGCCAGCUGGGCGUGGCGCUGCUGCAGGCCACGGCGCGGCGCGGCCGCCGCCUCAGCGCCAACGCCGCCUACGUGCGGCCGGUGCGCGCGCGCCGCCCCAACCUCACCGUGGUGACGCAGGCGCACGUCACCCGCCUGCUGCUCCACCCCGCCACCAAGCGGGCGCUCGGCGUCCAGUUCCUGCUGCAGGGCGCGCACGCGCUCUCCACCGUACUCGCCGACAAGGAGGUGAUCCUGUCGGCUGGCGCCAUCAACUCGCCGAAGAUCCUGAUGCUGUCUGGCGUGGGCCCCAAGCAGCAGCUGUCCGCGCUCGGCAUCCCCGUGCUGUCCGACCUGCCGGUGGGCCGCAACCUGCAGGACCACGUGACGACGGACGGGCUGGUGCUCGUGGUGCCCCGCACCAACACCUCGGCGUCGGGCAACAAGCAGCGCGUCGCCGACAUCCGCAGGCACCGGCUGCACGGCGACGGCCCGCUCGCCUCCACGGGGCCCCUCCAGGUGGGGGUGUUCGCGCAGUCGCAGUUCGAGGAGGAACACGAUCGCGCCGACCUGCAGUACUCGUUCGACGCGGCUAACGUGGCGGACCUGCUGCGCGACCCGGCCGAGGCGGUCGAGACGAACGUGGAGCCGCUCGCCUACUACGACGGCAUCACCGUGCGGCCCAUCCUGCUGGCGCCGCGCUCCCGGGGCGCCGUGCUGCUCAACCAGUCGGACCCGGUGUGGGGCGCGCCGGAGAUCCACUCCGGCUACUUCAGCGAGUCGCCCGACCUCGACAUCCUGGUGGCCGGCAUGCAGCUGGGGUCGCGGAUGGCCGAGACGAAGGCGAUGCAGCACAUCGGGGCGUACGUGCUGGGCAACCCGAUGCCCGCGUGCGCGGACCGCGCCUUCGGCUCCGACCAGUACUGGCGGUGCGUGAUCCGCCACUACACGGCCACCAUCUUCCACCCGGUGGGCACGUGCGCCAUGGGCCCGCAUUGGGACCGCAACGCCGUCGUGGACCCGCGCCUGCGCGUCUACGGCGUGCACCGGCUGCGCGUCGUCGACGCCUCCAUCAUGCCGACCAUCGUCCGCGGCAACACGAACGCGCCCGUCAUCAUGAUCGCCGAGAAGGCCGCCGACAUGAUCAAGCAGGACUGGCUGUCCUAGGCCCACACCCCGCCCUUCGUCUCAGGGGCGAGGCGAGGCGAGGCGAGAUAAUUCCAGGUGGCGGCUGCCUCUGGCACAGCGAAUGAACGUUAUCCCGUCCGAACUCCUUGUGAUAUUCACUCGUACAGGACGCAUAUAAAGUCUACAGAUAAACAUUCCGCCGUUUUUUCAAGGAUGUUUGCCGAGGGGUCUGAUAUAAGGAACAGUGCUCUACAAAGUUGUGUUACCAACGAUUGUGGCGUAGUUGUGCCUGACAUUUGAUGUCUUUGGAACCACUGACAAGGAUCUUUAUCGUAAGCAUUACUUACGUCAUCCAAUGUCCACAGACCCCAUAAUCUUCUAUCCGCCCGAACAAGAUGCAUCUGCCUCCGUUUGUCUAGCACCUAUUCCUUCCUGUCUGCUGAUACAAUCAACCUGGGUACGUAGUUUCCCACUUCGCUCUGUCUAUGCAGUGUCGGUCUGCCAAGGGAAAGAAUUUUCUGUGGUUCAAUCUUUCAUUAUCACCAGAUGAAUAUAUCUACUUCCCGUUCAAGUUUUUGAAAUACUAUGUUUGUUGAUCCUCUCUCCUCCAUCUUAAAGUCUCGAAGGACUGCUUCCAAAAUGUUUUUGGAACACGUGGUGCUCUACAGACCGAAUAAAUUCGAUUAACAUUGAUUUCCUCCCAUAUUCACGUUUCACUCUUCUGCUUUACAAUUUUUGCCACACUAGAUACGAUCAUUACAUUCACAUAGGCGUCUUUUUGUCUAACCUGGUUUUUGAAGCACUGUUUUUGUAAAAAAAGUCAAUGAUUUCGCACAUAUCAUUCCACUCGCUAUGGACGGUACUUUUUAAUAUGCCUGAAAGUAGCACAUAUCUUUUUUAUACGUGGUACUUUGCAGCUUGGGCAAUUUCUUUCCAAAUGGCAACUUUCAUAUUAUCCGACAUUCUAACUGCUCAUUACCGCGAUACUAUAUACUGGAAUACAGAAUCAGAAAUGCAAAAACUAAUAAGGUGAGUAAUGCAACAACUUACAUGGAGACAUGUAGCCUUUUGUUGGCCUUUCCUGCAGUACCUGUUUUUCCUAUAAGCAAAUGAUUCUUUAAAUUAGCUGUCCAGAAUUCCAACUUCUGUGUUAACGACACUUUGAACAGUGAGUCGCGGAGAGCCUAGCAUCCUACGAAAAUGCGGUGACAUUACUAGAAAUCACGUUCGUCUCGGUGUCAAAUGACGUUUCGUGCCCUGUCACCUUCCCAUGACACCAAGAAAGAAGAAAGAUCAUCGCCGUCACACGUGACGACUUUCGUGGUGGUGAAAUAUAACAACAAACGAAGCCACUGUCGCCCACACUUUAUAUCACCGUAGUUCCUAACUUCUUCAAUCCGUGUGAAAUAAAAAGCAAAUUAUUUAAGCAAAAAUCGGAAAAAAUCUCUCUAGUAAAUGUAGAAUCCUUCCAUGGAAUGUAUUUCAGACGUCUUUGCGGAGACCCUCGCAAAAUCCAGUAACUAGGUAAUGAGCUAUUCCUUAUAUCACUGUACCCAGCAAACACCCUUGAAACGACCACAGCAUGGCUGUGGAUAAAAAUUGUAUCCGACCUGUGUAAUAUAAUUAUUUUUAAUAAUUUUGUUUCUCAUAAUUGUCCUGAAUAAUUCUUAAAAAAUAUGAACAAACGUAUGUUUGAUGUGCCCACAGA